This is a messenger RNA of Cooperia oncophora, 483 nucleotides long. NCBI's taxonomy places the organism in Eukaryota, Metazoa, Nematoda, Chromadorea, Rhabditida, Trichostrongylidae. The record is from the annotation of a GenBank genome assembly.
AUGGGAGACGUUCGCCGUGACCACCAGAAAAACUUGGGGCUUAUUAUGUUCAUUAUACUUGCUGUAUUGUUUGUAUUGAUCGCCGUUGUCAUUACAAUGGCAAUUAUUAUUUAUCGUCAACGCAAGAAAAAAGAAAAACAACUAGCAGAUCGCGAUUGUUGUGAUAAUAUGGUCUUGACUAUGGCGAAUUUUUACUUCACCGCAGUUAAGACUGGGUCACUGGCUCUUAAGGAGAAGCAACCACGAAAAAUGGAAUCUGCGGAUAUUUACGCGACUAAGUUCGCUCACGUUGGUGCACUAAAGAUGGACAGAGGACUGAGAGGACCUGUGAGGCAUUCUCUGGAAGGUCAGACAUCAACAGGAACCAUAAACAGCAUACAAUUCGAUCCGAAUUUGAACGAAAUCGUCGACAUUGGUACCAACGUGGAGAAUGUAAGUCACGCAUGGCAGUUAAAAGCCUAUAUCAUUAGGAAAGCAAUGUAG